Trichoplax adhaerens is the source of this 1278-nucleotide messenger RNA. RefSeq lists its product as uncharacterized. The record is from RefSeq and is a predicted model, not a curated record. The coding region runs from base 1 to 1278 and encodes 425 amino acids. Gene Ontology annotation, molecular function: alpha-1,6-mannosylglycoprotein 2-beta-N-acetylglucosaminyltransferase activity. The transcript is spliced from 2 exons. Gene Ontology annotation, biological process: protein N-linked glycosylation; oligosaccharide biosynthetic process. Lineage: Eukaryota; Metazoa; Placozoa; Uniplacotomia; Trichoplacea; Trichoplacidae. Gene Ontology annotation, cellular component: Golgi membrane; Golgi stack.
AUGGCUCGGUAUACUUGUCAUCAAUUUUACAUUCUUUUCCAACUAUGUCUAGUAUUGAUUUUGAUACAGUGGACAAUCCAUCAUGUCAAUUAUGCCAGUGAUCGUUUAUACCAACGCCGUAAUGGCGCGUUCAAGCUGCAUUCCCUACAGCAGUCAGUCCAAGUUGAAAAGGCGAACCAUAGGAUCAGAAAAUUAAGUAAUAAUAGUCGUCAAUCAGUCAAUUUAAUCACCAUCGAAAGUGCUAGACGUAGUAACCGUGAUAUCUUUCCUGUCAAGUCUUAUUUUAUACCAAUGGUGAUUUUUUCAUCAUUUCGGCUCCAUUAUAUCACUCAAUUAUUACAAUCAUUAAAAGUGGCUGCUAUGACUGCUAAUUUAGAUGGCGCAAGCCCUUGCUUAUUUGUAUUACAUCGGAAUAAGGAUGUUUCACAACAGCAUAUCCGUGAUAUGCAACGACUGUUGAAUACCAUUCAAUUUUGUAAGGUGUACCAGUGGAGAGUGCAUGCUCCUAAUCAAGGCAAAAGGACAGCUUCGUCCUUUAAAGCUGUCUGGUUUGAUGCUGUUAAAAGAGCCUUUGAAAGCCAAAAGUUUGCUACUAGUACAUCAUCGUAUGAAGAUGAUAUCAUCUUUUUGGAAGACGACAUUAUCUUAUCGCCGGAUGCGUUAAAAGUCUUCAGAUAUGGUAUUUAUCAGAAAAAUCGGCAUAAUAGCGUGAUUGCUGUUGCAUUAGGAGGUUGGUCGGGUGAGAACGUUAUUAAUGCACAUCCUGAUACAUUUAUCGUGCGCCGUUCAUUCCAUUUUCCUUCUAUGGCAUAUGCGUUUAAUAUGUCAACUUGGAAAAUCAUCAAGUCCUCUAAAUUCUUAAAGCAUCGCAAUAGAGAUUGGUCAGAAGCUUUAGGCGAUAUCGUUAAUAGACGAUUGGGUUGGGUGCCUUAUUUUAUUGUACCUACACUUGGCCGUAUUUGGCAUAUUGGUUCUCAAGGUUUAGGUUUAAGAGGAGAUUCAUCUAUGAGGCGCCAUGUUGAAUUACGCGCUCAUUGGACUAAGGCGCCACGAUUAAUUAAUUUCCACAGUGCAAAAGUAAAUAAAGGUUACAGAGAUCUAUUUGGUUUUUAUUGUGGUCAAUUUAUUCUAAAGUCAUCGUUAUGUCCAAGAUCAUAUAUUCGAUUUCCUCCCGGCAGAAGGUUUGAUAUUAUUUGCAUAGAUGCAGGGAAUGGUCCGGAACCUUGCUUGCGGAAAUAUCCGUAUCUUGAAAGAGAUUUUACUAAUUGGAUUCAUUAA